GAGAGUGGACAUCUGCGCACCCAUCAAAGGACUCACACAAGGGAGAAGCCACAUACAUGCAGGGAAUGUGGAAAGAGCUUCAGUAAGAGUGGACAUCUGCGUAUCCAUCAAAGGACUCACACAGGGGAGAAGCCACAUACAUGCAUGGAAUGUGGAAAGAGCUUCAGUCAGAGUGGACAUCUGCAUAUCCAUCAAAGGAUGCACACAGGAGAGAAGCCACAUACAUGCAUGGAAUGUGGAAAGAGCUUCAGUCAUAGUGGAAGUCUACGCACCCAUCAAAGGAUUCACACAGGGGAGAAGCCACAUACAUGCAUGGAAUGUGGAAAGAGAUUCAGUGAGAGUGGACCUCUGCGCACCCAUCAAAGGACUCACACAAGGGAGAAGCCACAUACAUGCAGGGAAUGUGGAAAGAGCUUCAGUAAGAGUGGAAAUCUACACACCCAUCAGAGGACCCACACAAGGGAGAAGCCACAUACAUGCAUGGAAUGUGGAAAGAGUUUCAGUCAGAGUGGAAAUCUACGCACCCAUCAAAGGACUCACACAGGAGAGAAGCCACAUACAUGCAUGGAAUGUGGAAAGAGCUUCAGUCGGAGUGACUAUCUACUUUCCCAUCAAAGGACUCACACAGGAGAGAAGCCACAUACAUGCAUGGAAUGUGGAAAGAGCUUCAGUGAGAGUGGACAUCUGCGUAUCCAUCAAAGGAUUCACACAGGGGAGAAGCCACAUACAUGCAUGGAAUGUGGAAAGAGCUUCAGUAAGAGUGGACAUCUGCGUAUCCAUCAAAGGACUCACACAGGAGAGAAGCCACAUACAUGCAUGGAAUGUGGAAAGAGAUUCAGUGAGAGUGGACAUCUGCGUAUCCAUCAAAGGACUCACACAGGAGAGAAGCCACAUACAUGCAUGGAAUGUGGAAAGAGCUUCAGUCAGAGUGGACAUCUGCGUAUCCAUCAAAGGAUGCACACAGGAGAGAAGCCACAUAAAUAGGACAAGUGCAAAGAAGCCAGAAUGUUUGUCCAAAGAACUUCUAAUGACUAUGACUUAAAAUAGACAUGAACAGGAAGUGGAAGGGGAAGAAAUCACAAAAUCAUAUAACCAUAGAGUUGGAAGAGACCUCAUGGGUCAUCUAGUCCAACCCCCUGCCAAGAAGCAGGAAAUUCCAUUCAAAGCACCCCGGACAGAUGGCCAUCCAGCCUCUGCUUAAAAGCCUCCAAAGAAGGUUCCACAGCUGAACUGCUCUCACAGUGAGGAAGUUCUUCCUUAUGUUCAGGUGGAAUCCCCUUUCCUGUAUUUUGAAGCCAUUAUUCUGCAUCCUAGUUUGCAGAGCAGCAGACAACAAGCUUGCUCCCUCCUCCUUAUGGGAUUUUGGCCUGCAUAAAUAGGGGCAGAGUGUCUAGAUCCAGGGAAGUCAUGCUCCCCCUCUAUUCUGCCUUGGUCAGACCACUUUACCUGGAAUCACACUGUGUCUAAUUCUGGGCACUGCAAUUGAAAGGAGACGUUGAAAAGCUGGAAGGUGUCCAGAGGAUGGCGACUAAAAUGAUCAAGGGUCUGGAGAACAAGCCCCAUGGGGAGCGGCUUAAAGACCUGGGCAUGUUUAGCCUGCAGAAGAGAAGGCUGAGAGGAGACAUGAUAGCCAUGUACAAAUAUGUGAGGGGAAGUCAUAGGGAGGAGGGAGCAAGCUUGUUUUCUGCUGCCCUGGAGACUAGGACGCAAUGGAACAAUGCCUUCAAACUACAGGAAAGGAGAUUCCACCUGAACAUCAGGAAGAACUUCCUCACGGUGAGAAGGGCUGUUCGGCAGUGGAACUCUCUCCCCCGGACUGUGGUGGAGGCUCCUUCUUUGGAGGCUUUGAGGCAGAGGCUGGAUGACCAUCUGUCGGGGGUGCUUUGAAUGCGAUUUCCUGCUUCUUGUCAGGGGGUUGGACUGGAUGGCCCAUGAGGUCUCUUCCAACUCUGGGAUUCAAUGAUUCUAUGAUUUAAAGUGAGUAAAUCGAGAUAAAAAUCAGCAUGCAGCAAGAGUUUUGUAGAUUGGUUUUUCUAUUAGUUUUGUUCUUUUUAUGUAGGUUAUGUGUCCUUGAAGCUUUAAUGUUUCUUAUGUAGUCCUUUCCUUAAAAAUGCCAAAAUUGUAAUUUAUAUUAAGAAUUAUCAGAACAACCUAUUAAGAGGACAGAAAUAAAGCCAGGAAAGCUCCAGGUCUGGACGGAUUGGGAACAGAAUAUUACAAAAGUAUUAGAGAAAUACUGACUGCAACAAUAUUAGAAUUGUAUAUUGGAAUAAUGAUUGUGGAGAAAAUACCAGAAUCGUGGAGGAAGUCAUUCAUAAUAUUAAUAUGAAAAGAUUUAACAGACCCAGGGUCUUACAGGCCCACAUCAUUAGUUAAUCAGGAUGAAAGGUUUUUAUCAGUUAUAAUAGCCAAUAGAAUGAAUAAAUGCAUGUACAAGUAUAUAUAAAAAGAUCAAUCUGGGUUUGUAAAAGGAAGACAAAUGUUACUAGCAUUAGAUAUAUUUAAUGCUUUGAUUGUGUAGCAUGGCAGAUAAUAAGUGAGAUUAUGAAUUAAUUUGGAAUGGGACGUAGAAUAAAAGGAUGAUUAAAACAAUUUUAUUUGCUAUGGUGAUAGAAUUAUGUGCAAACGCCAUCCAAAAAGGUAAGAAUGUAGAAGGUGUAGGAAUAAAGGAAAAGCAGAAGGUGAGCUUAUUUGCUGAUGACACAUUGUUAUUGAUUAAAUAUCUGGGUAGGUCAAAUGGAUAGGAGAGAGGAUCAUUAAAAGAUAUUUGGGAAAACAACGGGUUUAUAUUAUACAAAGAAAAAAGAAAAAGACUUUAUAGAACAGAGCCAUACGGGAAUUAGAAUCAAGAACAAAUUAAUAUACCUGGGAGUAAGUAUAACAAAGGACUUAAAAGAAAUAGAAGAGGUAAAUGUAGUAGCAUUGAGGAAAAUAGUUCAAAAAAAAAUUAAUACACAUCUAUCUUGGUUUGGAAAGACAGCAAUACUAAAAAUGAAAAUGCUUCUGAGGAUAAACUUUAUACUUACAUAUACCUUAUAUUUAUAAUGCCAUUUCAGAUUACAGAAGAAGAGUUGAAUACAUGAUUUCUUUGCAACAUUUCUACCCCACCUUUCUCCACCCCAAAGGAGACUCAUUUGGACAAAUGAUAAAUACUGUAAUGGCAGUCAAAGAAAUUGACGAAACAAGUUACAGAACAGAUCUCAAAAAGAAGAAGGAUUAGCGCUUCCUCAUAUGAAAAAAUAUUAUAAAGCAAACAGACUGAGAUUGGUUAUACAAGGAAUGAUGAAAAGGAGGAUGUAGAAUAGUUAAUAAUGGAUUCAGGAAAAGUGGAGGAAGAAAUUCGGAAUAUGUUUUAAAAUAGUUUAUGAGAAAAAAAAUAAGGUAAACUGGGAACCCAAUGUUGAGUAAUGCAUUAGAAAUAUGGAACAAAUACAGGAGAAAGUUAAUAACAGAUGGCUCAAUAAUAACCCCAAUUAUAAUGGAAAAGACAUUUCCAAAAAAUAAAAAAUAUAUAUGAUGGAUAAAAAAAUUAAGGGGAAAAACUUAGAUAAAAUAGGGGAUUGGCUAAAGGUUGGAAUGAAGAAAGAAAAGAUCAGGAACAUAAAAAUUUGAAAGGAAUAUCCAGUAAAAUUUCUAAAAUAUUAAUUGAAAAAAACAAAGGAAAAGUAAAGAAUAACACCUUCAAGAAGAUUUGGAAAGAAGAUAUAGGAAUGAAAAUCAAUGAAACAGAGGGGUUACAAUUAUGGGCACAAAGACACUUGAAAAAUAUAUCCAUAUGUGUUAAAGAAAAUUAUUAUUUAGUUGAUAUGGAAAUGGUACCUCACACCCAUAAGAAUAGGAAAUAUAAAUAAAAACUACUCAAACAAUUGCUGGAGAGGAUGCCAAGAAUCGGGAACAUACAUACAUAUGUGGUGGCUGUGUCAAUAUGUAAAUAAUUUCUGGGGAAAAGUAUUAAGAGAGAUAGAAGACACAAUGAACAUUCAAAUAGAAAGCAGUCUUAGCAUGGCUUUAUUCUCAUUAUAUAAUAAUAAACAGUUGGAAAAAGAGGACAAAGAUGCGAUAACAAACGCAUUAACAAUUGCAAGACUGCUUAUAGCAAGGAAUUGGAAAAGGGAAAUAAAUAUAGAGAUAGAAGAAUGGUAUAAGGAAGUAUGGAAACUGGGAAGAAAUGAUAGGUUGACGUGGAGAGGGAUUUAGAAACAAAGUGGUUGUGAUGAUGUCUGGAGAAAAUGUAUUGGAAGAGGAUUCAAAAAGAAAGACAGAAUUACCUCCUCAAGAGGGAAUGAAAAGGAAUUUUGGACAGAUGAUAAAUAAAAAAAGUGACUUGGGGGAGGGUAAGAAAUCUGUAUAAGCGUGAAAAUAACAGUAGAUGCCAAAUGUUAAUGUAUUGUAGAUUGUACUGAAUAUUAUGUGGCUGCUGUAAAAGGAUGUACGAUUUUCUUUAAAAAAAUUAAUAAAUGUAUUUGUAAUUUGUAUAAA
This is a messenger RNA of Anolis carolinensis (green anole), 4479 nucleotides long. Its product is annotated as gastrula zinc finger protein XlCGF7.1-like. Gene Ontology annotation, biological process: regulation of transcription by RNA polymerase II. The annotation marks the transcript as partial. Lineage: Eukaryota; Metazoa; Chordata; Lepidosauria; Squamata; Anolidae. The record is from RefSeq and is a predicted model, not a curated record. The transcript has a single exon. Gene Ontology annotation, molecular function: DNA-binding transcription factor activity, RNA polymerase II-specific; RNA polymerase II cis-regulatory region sequence-specific DNA binding.